AUGAACGAAAAAGCAAGAGACGCGGUAUUCGAAAAAAAAAAUGAAGAAAUGACAACAGUCUUAAAUAAAAAUAUUUUAUUCAAAGAAUAUAACAAUGCAAACGAUUUAAAAGAUACGUUUAUAAAUAUAAAAUCUGAUUAUAGUAUAGAAAGUGAAAAGGAAAAAAAUAAUAUAUCUCUAUUUAAUGUUUUAAAAAAAAAAUUAAAGGGAGAAAAAGGUUGUACCAGAUUUUUAAUUAUUUUUAAAAUAUCAAAUGAUGAAAAUGAAAAUAAAACAAAAAUCAAUGAUAUAAUAAAAAAUAUUAUUAAAGAAAAAUAUGAAACAAUUACAGGGGUUUGUCUUUUUGUUAACAUUUAUUUCAUCAUUUUAUUAGAAUCCCCUGAUACAAAAAAUGUAUUUAAUUUAUUACAUGACAUGACAAAUAUAAAAUAUAUAUCGGAGCUAAAAAUACUUUAUUUUAGUGAAUUAAAUAAACAAAAAAUAAAUGAAGAUUUCUAUUUUUUUGAAUAUAAAAUAGAAGAUCAAAAAGGAAUCCUCACUGAAUGCAAUUUUGUAGACGAAAUAUGGGAUUUGUACAUAAAUAUCCUUAAUUUAUGUUGCUUUAUAAAAGAUAAUGACAAAAAAGAUAUUUUUGAGAAAAAUGAAAAUUUAAAGAAAAAUUUUUCUACUCUUUCAAACUUUUACACCAACAUUGCAAAUGAGUACAUAUGGAAAAUCGACGAGUUUUUUUCUUUUUUCACAAACGACUUCAACUUACCAAUUGACAGUUUUACAGAUGAUUUUUUGGAUUUCUGA
Messenger RNA from Plasmodium yoelii, 795 nucleotides. RefSeq names its product conserved Plasmodium protein, unknown function. NCBI's taxonomy places the organism in Eukaryota, Apicomplexa, Aconoidasida, Haemosporida, Plasmodiidae. The record is from RefSeq and is a predicted model, not a curated record. The coding region runs from base 1 to 795 and encodes 264 amino acids. The transcript is spliced from 3 exons.